GUAACGCCAUGCAUUCAAUCCCCAUUAUGCAUUCUUCUUCAUCUCCUUCGUUUCCCCUUUUCGAUCUCAAACAUUUCACAUUCAAACCACGAGAUCCCCAGCCGCCUCCAUUUCCUACAGUUUCCAAACUCAGAUUUCAUUGAAAAUCCCCCACUGGCUCUCUAUUUGGGGUUUUGAAUAUCAAUCUUGUUUAGGGUAUGGAGAAUCCGUUCUUUUCCGUUUUCCAAACAAUCCCAUGUUUGUUUCUGGAUCAAAGAUCAAAUUUCAUUGCCUUUCUUUUGAUCUUCUUCUCUCUCACCUGCUCUUUCUCGCCCUCCUAUGAAUAUGAUUCCUUGGACCCUUAUGCCAACGUUACUAUCUCAUGGGAUUUCUUGGUGGAGAAUGGGGAUACUUUUGAUGUGAGAGUUUCAUUAUACAAUUUCCAACUGUUUCGCCAUGUGGAACUGCCUGGUUGGAAACUUGGCUGGUCAUGGAAAGGUGAUGAGGUUAUAUGGAGUAUGUGGGGGGCAGAGGCUACUCAGCAAGGAAAUUGCUCCAAAUACAUAGGCAAGGAGCUUCCUCAUUGUUGUGAGAAGAAGCCUGUGAUUGUUGAUCUUAUGCCUGGAGCUCCUUAUAAGUUGCAGGUGGCCAAUUGUUGUAAAGGAGGUGUGCUAUCUUCCAUGAGACAAGACCCUGCAAACUAUGGAGCUGCCUUCCAAAUGAAUAUCGGGAAGUCUGCUGGGAAAGUUGUAGAUAGCAAAAUGCCUGCAAAUUUCACUCUGGGGCUUCCUGGAUAUACUUGUAGUGACCCAUUUCAAGUCUCUCCAACCAAGUUCAGUAAGGAUGGCGGUCGUCGGUGGACACAAGUUCUAGAAACAUGGAAUGUGACAUGUGUUUACUCGCAAUUCCGAUCAUCACCAGCUCCAGGGUGCUGUGUUUCAUUGUCGUCCUUCUACAACAGCACCAUUGUUCCUUGCCCUCAGUGCAGCUGUGGCUGCCAAGGGAUAGAGGGAACGAAAUGCGUCGAGUCAGGUGAAACUCCAUCUGUGUUGCAGCUUCCACAUGAACACUACACUGCUGAAGUAGAACCAUUGGUGAGGUGUUCACAGCAUAUGUGCCCAAUAAGGGUGCAUUGGCAUGUGAAACAGAGCUAUACACAGUAUUGGAGGGUAAAGAUAACUAUCACAAAUCUAAACUUUGCCAAGAACUACUCUCAAUGGAGCUUAGUAGUGUUGCAUCCCAACUUGAGGAAUAUUACUCAAGUUUUCAGCUUCAACUACAGCCCUCUCAAUCAAUAUGGUCACAUAAAUGACACAGGGAUGUUCUGGGGGAUACAGUUCUACAAUGAUUUGAUACUCACAUCAGGAGAAAGAGGGAAUGUUCAAACAGAGAUGCUUCUCCAAAAAGAUUCAGAAAUUUUCACUUUCAGAGAAGGAUGGGCGUUCCCAAGAAGAAUUUUGUUCAAUGGGGAUGAAUGUGUAAUGCCACCUCCAGACCAAUAUCCAAGGCUCCCAAAUGAAGCUCGCAGGGCCAUGGCCAUGGCCGCCACGUUCAAGGUUUUCUUCUUUCUUUCUCUCUGUAUUCUUAUAACAGAGGAAUUCAGUAGAUGACAGUGCAAUGGAAGUUACAAGCAGCGAGUAUAGCACAGGUUUGUGUUUUAUUUGCAUAUGGUUCUGACGAGAAUUUUAGCUGAGAUGAUAAGUUUUUCUCGUCCUUCAUAAUAUCAUUGUUUUUAGACAUUAUUCUUCGAGCUUUUAAAGGUGACCAAAAUCAGGCCUGUACUAAAUUGAGGCCAAAUUCUGCAAUAUGUGUACAUUAUGGUGCAUUAGAGUCUGCGUACUAUAUUAUCAAGCUUUCACCAUGAAUGAAAUAUGUGUUCCAAUUAAUCUUACAA
This is a messenger RNA of Cucurbita maxima (winter squash), 1873 nucleotides long. Its product is annotated as COBRA-like protein 6. The record is from RefSeq and is a predicted model, not a curated record. The coding region runs from base 198 to 1589 and encodes 463 amino acids. Lineage: Eukaryota; Viridiplantae; Streptophyta; Magnoliopsida; Cucurbitales; Cucurbitaceae. Gene Ontology annotation, biological process: plant-type cell wall cellulose biosynthetic process; cellulose microfibril organization. The transcript has 6 exons. Gene Ontology annotation, cellular component: plasma membrane.